GUCCAUCCCAUACCGCCUACCACAAAUGCUCGAGUUCACGAAAUGCUGCGUUAUCGCCGAGCUCUUGAAAGGUGGCUACUGUAUUGAAGCAACAUCACAUUUACCACCACCUUGGCGACGUGCAGCGAACGGUAUUAUUUGUUUUCCUUAGAUCAACUCAUCUCAAUCGGUCCGGCCCUACAACAGACGGUCCCUUGGACAUUUCCACUCGCAAUGGCUUCUGCCCAGGUUAUAUCGAAUCCAGGUCACGAUGAUAUGAUUCACGAUGCCGUUCUUGAUUACUAUGGUCGCCGACUUGCGACGUGCUCAAGCGAUCGGACCAUCAAGAUCUUCGAAAUAGAGGGAGACUCUCAGCGACUCGUCGAGACCCUCAAAGGUCAUGAUGGUGCAGUCUGGUGUGUUUCGUGGGCGCACCCCAAAUAUGGAAAUAUUCUAGCCUCGGCAGGCUAUGACGGCAAGGUUUUCAUCUGGAGAGAGCAAAACAACCAGUGGCAGAAGAUCUUCGACUUUGCCUUGCACAAAGCCUCCGUCAAUAUUGUCUCAUGGUCACCACACGAAUCCGGCUGCCUCCUAGCAUGCGCCUCCUCGGACGGGAAUGUCAGCAUCCUUGAAUUUCGCGAUAACAGUUUCGACCAUGUCACCUUCCCUGCUCAUGGGUUGGGUGUCAACUCUGUUUCGUGGGCUCCAGCAAUGGCACCUGGAAGCAUUAUCAGCAGCUCUCCCGGCCCUGGUUCAGCAGGUGUAAGACGUUUUGUUACGGGUGGCUGUGACAAUCUGCUCAAGAUUUGGGUCUUCGACUCGGCCUCAAAGUCGUACAAGCAGGAACAGGAGGCGCUUUCCGGCCACACGGACUGGGUUCGUGACGUUGCGUGGUCACCAACGGUUUUGCAGAAGUCGUACAUCGCUUCGGCGUCCCAAGAUAAGACUGUUCGCAUCUGGACCUCAGAUGCGUCAAGUACGGGACAGUGGAGCUGCAAGAUCCUCACCUUCGAUGCCGCCGUCUGGAGAGUCAGCUGGUCCUUGAGCGGCAACGUUCUGGCAGUGAGCGGAGGUGACAACAAAGUGUCGUUGUGGAAGGAGAACCUCAGGGGUGAUUGGGAAUGCGUUAAGAGUAUCGAGGAGUGAUUCGGAUAUUAAUGUGUCACCAUAUGCAAGGCGUUCGCGACAAGAUAGAGCAAAGAUACGCGAUUGCCCUCCUGGGUUCGACGUCCAAUUGAAGCUGCUGUUGCAGUCAAACCUGAACCUGACGCCGCAGGUAUGGAACUGGGCGAUAGAGGAAGAAACAAUAGGCUUUUUUCUUGAGAUUCCAUUACGAUCAUGUCGGCUCGUGGCACACCAUUCCUCUAGGCAGCCCGUUGAAUGUGGUGCGUAGCAUGCAGGUCUCGUCACUGAUCGAGCCUCGCGACGAGGUCGC
Colletotrichum navitas is the source of this 1414-nucleotide messenger RNA. RefSeq names its product protein transporter sec-13. Gene Ontology annotation, biological process: COPII-coated vesicle budding; protein import into nucleus; positive regulation of TOR signaling. Bases 214 to 1125 code for a protein of 303 amino acids. The transcript is spliced from 5 exons. NCBI's taxonomy places the organism in Eukaryota, Fungi, Ascomycota, Sordariomycetes, Glomerellales, Glomerellaceae. Gene Ontology annotation, molecular function: protein binding; structural molecule activity. The record is from RefSeq and is a predicted model, not a curated record. Gene Ontology annotation, cellular component: COPII vesicle coat; nuclear pore outer ring.